This is a messenger RNA of Closterium sp. Naga37s-1, 1056 nucleotides long. NCBI's taxonomy places the organism in Eukaryota, Viridiplantae, Streptophyta, Zygnematophyceae, Desmidiales, Closteriaceae. The record is from the annotation of a GenBank genome assembly.
AUGGCAUAUGGCCAAGAGAAGGACAUGGCAAGGGAGGAAGGGCCCACUGCACCUAAUGAGGUGGUGAACAAUGCUGUUGAGAUUGACCUCAAUCAAGAUGAGGCAAUGGCUGACAUUGAGCUGGAUGACAUUGAGGACAUAGAUCUUGGAGAUGAGGAUAACCAUAUUGAAGCUGAUAACCAUGGUGAUGCUGAUAACGAUGGAGAAGCUGAUAACCAUGACGAAGAGGAAGACAUCGGUGAAAAGGAGAACACUGGUGAUGAAAAUGACUUCACUGAAGGAUACUUGCAACAAUAUGCUGCAUCAUUCAACAAGCUCCAUGAGCAGUUCAGGGAGCUUAGGAGGGAGGGCAUUUACCAGCCUCCUCCUGGGCGUAGACCCGCUCCUACUGCUCAGCCAGCCCCUGCUCCGCCCGCACCUACGCCUGUUGGCGCUGCAACGGCUAUGCACCAGCCACCUCCAGCCGAGACUUCACCCUUUGGGUCCCUCUCAGCGCCUCUGCCGGAGUUCCUCCAUGGCAAGACAGAGGUGGAGCCUUGGCUUGACCUGGUGGAUACCACCAUGACUCUUGCGAAUGUGCGUCCCGAGGCUCGCGUCACCGCAGCUACUCGUGCAUUGGACGAGGUGGCUCGCAGGGCGGUGUAUGGCGCUAAGAAGCAGGCGCAUGGACCGUUCGAAUGGCCGGAGUUCUGCACCGCGCUGAAAUAUGCAUUCAUGGACUAUGCGGUCGAGUUCGAGGCCGUAGCACGCAAGCUCGAAAAGCCCUUGUCUGAGAAGGAGAUGAUGCACACCUGCAUCAAAGGCCUCCCUGUCAAGCUGCAGCGGGCGCACAUGACCGGUGGCAUGACCAAUUGGAGGACUUACAAGGAGCUGAAGGAGCAGGUGAUCAAAACUGAUACCACCAUUCGCACGUACCUGGAUGGUCCCGAGGAGCCAGGCCAGCAGACUCGUGCUGAAGGUUCUGGUGGGCGUGGGAACCGACCCCAGAAUGCCAAUGGCGGAGGCGGUUGGAACAAGCGACCUUUCCAGCAGCGUGGUCACCAGCCCGGAUCGUAG